AUGAGCAGCAACGACGUGCGGGACAUUCUCUCCCUGUCAAAUGGCGCUCCAGGUGUGGGGACAAAGGCAAGUCGUGCUAGUCGUGCACCGCCCACACUUUCUAAUGAUGUGCGUCCGAAAGCGCGGCCGGAAGGCAUGUCGCGUGAAUUGUACGCACUCCUCGGACCCAAUGCGCCCAGUCUAGUAAUGGCGAACGGCGCGCCGCUGGACGGGGGAGAUUAUCAUGAUUAUGCUAGUAUUCAGGGAGCGUUCCAACCCAAGUUUGUGCGCAAGCCAAACACAGCUGCGGCGCGCAAGUGGGUUUGGUCCCCCUUUCGAAACCAGGCAAGAAAUGAUACGCAAGCGCGUGCUGACGCAGCGGGCGAUACGGCUGGGGAUAUGCUGGGUUCUGGCUCAGUAGCACACCAAGGCCUGGUAUUGCACCACUGGCAGCCAUAUGCGCGGGUCGAGAAUGCUGCGCUGGACGAGGUAUACAUGGAAGAGAGCUGGCUGCCAUUCAACACGACUUCGCACGUUUUCCAUUAUUCCACCGAGGAAUACAACCAGUAUUUGCAUGACGAUGACUGGACGCGUGAGGAGACCGACUAUUUGAUUUAUAUGUGCGAGGAGUAUGACACACGUUUUAUUGUGAUCGAAGACCGGUACGAAUGGCCAGACAAGAAACGGACAAUUGAGGAUCUCAAGUCUCGGUAUUAUACCAUAGCCCGCCGACUUAUCCGCGAGAGGAUCAGUAACGAGGAUAUCGAGACGCGCCAGGCGCAGUUGCAGACAUAUGCAUACGAUAAGCAGCAAGAAACGGACCGCAAGCGCGCGGUGGAAAAACUGUUCUUGCGUACGCCAGAUCAAUUUGCAGAGGAAGAAGCUUUGUAUGUCGAGGCGCGGCGCCUCGAGCAGAAUGAAGCCAAGUUUGCUAAGGAACGCAACGAUCUUUUGCGGCUUCUGGGCGGCUGGGAAAGCUUGCCGAAUGCGAACAUGAACACGGUCGCGGCGGUCGGUGCCGGACUUACCGCAUUCCCCCCGUCAGAUACCGAAGCAGACGGUGGGAAGAAGCGCCGGAAAUUGGACAGUGCACCGCCGUCUGCCAAGGUGAGCGGCGAUCCGAAGCAGGCAUUGUUUGAUGCGCAAAAUUUUAUCACACGAUUCGCGACAGAUGCGCCGCACGUACUGCGCACUCCGUACCCGAAUCUCAUUGGCACUCCUUCGGUACUCCCUUCUGUUGCGACACAUGCACAGGGGACCAAGGCAGAGAGUCAUGCACACCAUGGCGCUUACCUUCGCUCAACGCGCAUGCUUGGGUUCCGUCCAAAUCAAUAUGCGCGCGCAAUGCAAGCGCUUGCAGAGCUCGAUCCUCCUAUUGGGCCACGACUUGUCUUCCCCACCGCGUCGAAUGUGGAAAAGUGGGAGACGCUCAUGGGCGCCGUUGCGGGCAGUCUUGAGAUGAAGAAGCAGCUGGAGCGUGUAGAGGCAGAGCACCGCAUUGCGCACGCGCGCCUCGUAGCGCUGGUAUCUCUGGCAGCGUCGGGCGCUGAACCCCCUGCUGCAACGAGCGAAAUGUCCGAGCAAAUGCAUGUAGACGAGCCGGUGCCAGAGUCGACAUAG
This is a messenger RNA of Malassezia vespertilionis, 1599 nucleotides long. It is a transcript of the gene SWC4, whose product is annotated as swr complex subunit. NCBI's taxonomy places the organism in Eukaryota, Fungi, Basidiomycota, Malasseziomycetes, Malasseziales, Malasseziaceae. Gene Ontology annotation, biological process: negative regulation of transcription by RNA polymerase II; chromatin remodeling; DNA repair. The record is from RefSeq and is a predicted model, not a curated record. The transcript has a single exon. Gene Ontology annotation, molecular function: transcription corepressor activity. The coding region runs from base 1 to 1599 and encodes 532 amino acids. Gene Ontology annotation, cellular component: Swr1 complex; NuA4 histone acetyltransferase complex.